GGCGGGCGGCAGGAGGCGGGGCGAGCGAGAGGUUUGUGGGCUGCGCUCUUUGCCCGCUGCGUUGCAUCUGGUGGCUGAGGCGGCGGGACCCCGAGGAAGCCAUGGGGGCCUAUCUGAGCACCUUGGGAAGAGUUGCACUCUCUCCAGUAUACUUCGUGAUCAGCUUGAUCAUGAGAAUUUUCUCUAAGCCUCUGCCUCCCAUUACCCUGGAGAAUCCAGAUGUGAAAUAUGCUCUGCGACUGAUUGACAAAGAGGAGAUUAGUCAUGACACAAGAAAAUUCCGUUUUGCCUUGCCAUCCCCAGAACACAUUCUAGGCCUUCCUGUUGGGCAGCACAUCUACCUCUCUGCAAGAAUUGAUGGGAAUCUGGUGAUCAGGCCCUACACACCAGUCACCAGCGAUGAUGACAAAGGUUAUGUGGAUCUUGUUGUGAAGAUAUAUUUCAAAGGAGUUCACCCAAAAUUCCCUGAUGGAGGGAAGAUGUCUCAGUACUUGGAAAAUCUAAAAAUAAAUGACACGAUUGAGUUUCGUGGACCCAGUGGACUGCUUGUCUACAAGGGGAAAGGCGUAUUUGCUAUUCGUCCUGAAAAGAAAUCUGAACCAGUUCUUAAACAUGUCAAAUAUGUGGGGAUGAUAGCAGGUGGAACAGGAAUUACCCCCAUGUUGCAGCUCAUUCGGGCUAUCGUGAAGGAUGAAGAGGAUCCCACCAUUUGCCAUUUACUCUUUGCUAACCAGACUGAGAAUGACAUCCUGCUACGCCCAGAACUUGAGGAAGUGCAGGCUCAACAUUCAAACCGAUUUAAACUGUGGUACACGUUGGAUAGAGCACCUGAAAGUUGGGAUUACAGCCAAGGAUUUGUGAACGAAGACAUGAUCAGGGACCACAUGCCCCCGCCCCAAGACGACGUUCUCAUCCUGAUGUGUGGCCCCCCUCCAAUGAUUCAGUAUGCUUGCAUUCCCAAUCUGGAUAAAUUGGGAUAUUCCAAAGAGAUGAGAUUUGCUUACUAAAGGGGAAUGGAGGAACGAUAAAAUCAGAAUGUGUAAGUGGGGGAAACAAUGGAUGGGAGUGCAGGGAACAGCAGGGAACAAGGCAGAAAAAGUGCCUGGGACCUAGAGGUGUGGAGCUGCGUUCAGAGAGAUGCCAAACUCUCUAUACAGGUUUGGUCUCUUCUUAUUAGUGACACGCUGAAAAUUCUGUAAUGGAUAUCUGUGUUGUAUAUGGUAUCUUUAGCUUUGCUAUGCUUAACAAAUCUGUUGUAAGGCCACUGGAUUAACUCUUUCACAAUAGAUGGGCAAAAUGUAGCCGGCCUCUUGCAUCACCAAAGAGUUUCUUACUGAUACAGCAUGCGUGCGUGAUAUGCAACUGUCAAGCACGCUUAUGUGAAGGAAGAGUUUUCUUGUCACGAAGCUAUACAAUGAGCAGUUUAAGCAUAGCUGUAUUAAAUACACACUGAUCAAUAAUUGAAAUUUCAUUAUUGCCUUUAUUUGAAGAUUGGUGGUUUAGCCAGUUUGGGGGCGGGGGGAGUGUUGCUUAGUUAAUGAAAAUACAUUAGAAACCUCUGUAUAUUGAGAACACAGAGCUGAUUUAUUGUCUCACUACAGAGCAACGUCUUCCUUAAGUUUCUCUAGCUAAUCAUUCCCAAGUAAAGCUUUGUACACAAGUGUUCCUUAAAAUGCUUCCAAUCUUCUUUAGUAGUGAAGUGUGUAAAACAGCCCAGUGCUAAACACAUUUUCAUGGAAAUAAGUCCCACUGAUUUUUUAAAAUGGUAUUUCAGUUGUAUUUGUUUUUGGGAUGUCGGUCACCUUUGGAAUGCUGUGGGACAUCGAACAAUUACUUAAAGCUCUAAGUGUGUGUCGUAUAUAUCUUCUUAAACUGUAAGCUUUACAACUGCCAGAAGAAGACUUCUACAGAUUCCUGAGAGAUGUGCGUAAUACCUAUUAACCGCAGAGGUAUCGUGUGCAUUUUAACUAAUCUUUUUAUAUAGAUCUUUUUAUAAGUUGCUAAAUAGCGUUGUUAAAUAAAUUAAAAUUCUGUGGCCAGAUUCUCCCCAAAAUUAAUUCCACUGUGUAUGAACAUGUGUGUGUGAUGAGGCCUCGCAUUCCCGAAUGAGUAAGUUCUAGUCUCUUCCAAACAUCCUUUUUUUUUUUAUCUGCAUGGGGUACUAUCCCACUGGGACAUUGGGAUAAAAAGCCACAUUGAAAUGAAGGGAAAACUCUUUUGGCACAUUAAAACUAGAACUGCAGUCUAGCACCCCCUCCCUGUGCCUGUGUAAUGAGUGUUUGCGGUUUCUCCUUCCACCUAGAGAGAGCAGGCUCCUGAGUCUGAGCAUGCUUCUCUCCUGUCCUGUAUGCUGAUUCUAAGGCUCUUCUAUAUCUUGCUCUGAAGCAUCCUGUGGGUUCAGUUGCUCAAUUCCAGGACUCCUGCAUGGCAGUACCAUACUUGCCCUUAUUGGGAGUGUUUUGAGGAACAAAAGUAAGCCACUACAUAUAUUUGCUGAAAUCUUUUGAGAAGGGAGUGGGAGGGGUUGCAGCCUGAUGGAAUGCUAGUCAGGUGUGCACAACUUAGGACCUGGAAAAUGCUAGUGGAAGAGCAAGAGGCUGAAGAUAGAUAGAACAAAACACUAGAAUGGUUUUACUUCUGUAUGUGCUAAAUUCCUUGAUUGAAACAACUCUUGCGGCAGAAAAUAAGCAAAGUCCAUGUAACUAUCUUUUUGCUUAAUAUUUUUGUAUAUCACUGUGGGCAAAAGGAACCUUAACUUUUUAAUAAAUGUAUUAUUUGAGGUGUUGAACAGCUCUGGCUCGCCUCACACAAACUGUUCUGUAGGACGCAUCCUACCUGUUCAGCUAUUAAAUUUUCCAACUGCGACGUGGUAGAAAUAAAACUUUUUUUGCUUAUCGUUUACUUA
Podarcis raffonei (Aeolian wall lizard) is the source of this 2905-nucleotide messenger RNA. Its product is annotated as NADH-cytochrome b5 reductase 3-like. Gene Ontology annotation, molecular function: FAD binding; oxidoreductase activity. NCBI's taxonomy places the organism in Eukaryota, Metazoa, Chordata, Lepidosauria, Squamata, Lacertidae. The transcript has 9 exons. Gene Ontology annotation, cellular component: mitochondrion. The record is from RefSeq and is a predicted model, not a curated record. Bases 102 to 1007 code for a protein of 301 amino acids.